Messenger RNA from Podospora pseudopauciseta, 3900 nucleotides. RefSeq lists its product as uncharacterized. The record is from RefSeq and is a predicted model, not a curated record. Bases 1 to 3900 code for a protein of 1299 amino acids. The transcript is spliced from 2 exons. Lineage: Eukaryota; Fungi; Ascomycota; Sordariomycetes; Sordariales; Podosporaceae.
AUGCAGCAACCCCUUAUUACACCAAGAGACGACCGAGCCGCCUAUGAGUACAGCAUCCAGGCCACGGAAGAUUACAACUAUGAACCAAGGAGGACAGAGGAACAGGUCGCGCCGACAUGGCAGCCACCAGCAUGGAGACCGACUGACACACCCAACUACAAGCCAAAACCACUGCGAUGGCCAUUCAUCAGCGGUCUUAUGGUCCUGCUAGUCGUGGCCAUCGCCCUUAUCACUUUUGCCGACAAGAGCCUGCCAAACUCAGACACGAGUGCUCGGUUUUUGGGACUACAUCCCAAUGCCUCGCAACCUGUGCGGCUAGCUCGCGAUGUUCUCCCGAACAACACAGCAACCAUGACCCCAGUCAGUGGCAUGACUUCGAUGUCACAGAGCACUCUGAGUUUCGAGGAAGAGGUCAGGGUCGCUGUUCAGAGCAGUUAUUCCCCAGAGAUCGUGUCUCAGGCGACACCGACGCUUCAGUCGUCUACCGAAACACAGUCUAUACCUUCUUCCGGCUCAACGUCCCCGAUCUUCAUCGUGACAGGCGUCACAGAGACCGAAAGACUGUCUCUCUCAGCUUCAGAAACGAUGGAUAACAACGCGUUUAGGUUGCCAGAUUCUGAAACAAGCAAUCCAUCAAGCGUUCCGUCAGUCACGAUAUCUCAAGACACCUCAGCAACUGCCUCUGGUUUAUCGUCUGUAACCGCUCCCCCUUCAGAGCCUGUCAGUUCCAGCACCAGUGCGACCAGCGUGAGCGGCAUGUCGUUGAUACCGAUAUCUGUCUCCAUAUCUUAUUUUACACGAAACGUUACAGUUCCUGUCACGACAAUUCUCUUCACCUCAACAUUCACCAGAACUCGAACGUCUUCGUUCAGCAGUGCUUCUACAUUUACCACAACAUUUGUGACAGAUGUGACCGAUGUGGCUCCAACCACGGUCAUGUCAUUCUGGUCAUCAGAUGGAUCAGAAGGCACAGUCCCUAUUUCCACUGGCAUGGGCACUGGCGUGAAGCCUACAACAAUCGUUUCAGGGGUGACGACGACCGUUGCAGGUGUUUCCACGGCGACAGAUGUUGUGACGUCUGUUUUUACCAGCACGCUUACCGGAGUGGUGAUUCCAAGCGUGGGCCAGGUUACGAUCACUUACUUCCAGACUGUCAUGCCUGUUCCAGUCACAGAGCCACCUAACCCGGUCAAGGUGACGGGGGUGGAAGUCAUUGACGGGACAGUCAUUGAGGUUAUUAAAACUCAGGGGCCUGUUGUGGUCGUUGUCCCCACAAACGAAGUCCAAACUAGGGUGGUUGAGCAGGAGAUUAGAACUGGUGUCGUUCGGGUCGGCGGAUCUGCCGUGACCAAUGUUGUGGUCAUCACACCGACCCCUGGCGUUGCCAUAGGCCAAGUUACUAAUGUCGAUGGUGCACCCCGGACCAUUCAAGCGGUUGUGGCACCAGUCGAAGUUGGACAGCCGGUAACUUACACAGUCGUUGACAACGUCGGGGGCUCGCUUGUUUCGCAAGUUGUCGUUACUACACCGGCUGGGCCGCCUUAUCAACCGGUUUCAUACACUGUUGUCCGCGAGCAAGGGGGAUCUCUUGUGACUCAAGUCGUAGUAACCACACCAACAGGCCCUCCAGGCCAGCCGAUAACCUACACCGCCAUUAACAUGGAAGGAGGAACCCCGGUGACCCAAGUCGUCGUCACCACACCUUCCGUUGACGGCCCUUUCGUGCCCAUCACCUACCUCGUCACAACCAACAUAGGCGGCACCCCAACCGUCGUCACCAUAACCCCCGCCCCAACAACCUUUGUCACCACCAUCGACGGCACAACCAUAACCCGGGUGACAACCCCCCCAGUGACGAGCUUCACCACAACCAUAGACGGCACCCUCACCACCCUAACCCUAACCACCACCCCAACCAACACCUCCCCCAUCACCCUCACGCUCGCCACGACCUCUCGCGAGACCCUAAGCACCUUUACCAGCACCAUCCCCCCCACCACCUUUCUCACCACCAUCUCCGGCUCCCUGAGGACAAUAACCUCCACCCCCUCCCCCACCACCUCCCUCUCAACCCGCCUCCCCACAACCCUAACCUACACCUCAACCACAACCCCAACCCCCUCCUCCCCAUCCGAAUCCCUCGUCCCCCAAACAAGGGUAAUCUCUUGGUCCGAAACCGACAUCUUCCUCGGCACCUUCCUCCCCGCCCUCCUCGCCAUUGCCAUCGUGAUUCCCCUCCGCAUCAUAGACCUAAACGCAAAACUCUACCAACCCUUCCAGUCCCUUACCCUCCCCACUGGCAGUCUGGGUGCUAACACCCUACUGGUCCAAUACUCUGGCGUCCUGUCGUUUGUUACGCCAGUCAUCACCCUCUUGCAGGCUAAACACCCUGUCCCAUUCGUGACGACGCUCAUGGUCGGUUGUGGGAGUUUGAUGGUCCCUUUUGCGACUGAGGCUAUCGGGCUGAAGCUUCAUGGGGAUUGUUAUCUCAACACUGCGAGUAAGAACUGCGGUCCGGCGCUGGGGGUGAACAGGACGGCGGGGUAUGUUCUUGUUGGCCUGAUGGUUGUCGUGGUUGUUUUGCUAGGGGUGGUGAUGUGGUUCACGAACUGGGGACGGAAAGGGGUCACGGGGGUGAGGGCGAAUCCGUGGAAUUUGGCUGGGAUGGGGUCGCUCCUGGGGGGGGUGAGGAGUGAUUUGGGAUGCGGGCAUGGCAAAAAGAUGAGGUAUAAACGGUAUGGAAUGGGGUGGUAUCGGAAUCGGGAUGGGAGGGAGGAUUACGGAAUGAUAGUGUUGGAUGAGGCUGGUCAGGGGUUGCAACAGCAGCAACAUCCUACCUCUGUGAGUGAGAGUGACGACAUGGAUGGGAGUGAUGCGGUAGCUGAUUUGAAAACGGGGGUGUCGGGGAGUCAUUUACCUUUUAUGACGUUGAGGAUACCGUGGAGGGUCGGGCUGAUUCUAUUUCAACUUGCCGUCUUCAUUUUCAUCAUCUAUUACCAUGCCUACUACCGCGGCGGGAUCAAGGACAAUGGCAAGCUCUGGACGUUUAUGAACGCCAACACCUUUGGGGUGAGGUUCUUGUCGGCGAUUAUCGGGGUGAUAGUAGCGUUUUGUUGGCAGUCUUUCUUUCUGAGCGUGAGCACCAUGACCCCCUUCCAACUAAUGGCUCUCUCAACCCAACCGGCCUCCCGCUCCAUCCUCUUCUCGCCGAACACGAACCCCUUUUCGGGGCUCUACUCCGCCAUCAGAAACAGACACAUGUUCCUGCUCGCGGUCUCAAUAGCUGCGAUCAUGUCAGAGUUCUUGCCGGUGCUGCUCUCCAACGUCCCCUUCAGCCUCUACCAAACCUCCGCCGCGGCGACCGCCUGCGCGGUUCUUUCAUGUCUCUUCUUGGCAGUGAUGCUCGCCGUGCUCGGCUGGUCGUUCUGGAUCCGAUACCCCCCGAUGCCCGCUGACCCGAGGUCCAUCGCGGGGAUGAUGUACUACCUCUCCCAGUCACCCACCCUGCUGGCAGAUUUGGAGGGGAUAUCCUCCAUGGACGGGGCCGCAAGGCGCAAACGAAUAGAAGAGAACGGUGGGAGAUAUUACUACGGGGUGCUGCCUGUUUCUGUGGGGAAUGGGUUAUGGGAGUCUCAGGACAGGAGAAGGCUAGGGGUGGAGGUGGAGACGGGAGGAGGUAGUGGUAGUAGUGGGUACGAGCCUGAGGACGGAACAACCCCGGCUUUUGCUGCGAUGGACGGGCCGGCUAUGACGGAAACGGCUCGCCGAGGCGAAUACCAUGCCGUUGAUGGCAGUGGUGAUGGUGGCAGUGGUGAGUUGAGGCAUGAUCGGAGCUUCAUGAGUCAGAACACGGCGUAUCAGGGACAUCGGAUUGAUGAACAGCCUGCGAUGUAUGGUUGA